AUGGCAGACAACACUCUGAAGGCUGCAAUCCUAGUCGUGUCAGACACAGCCUCCCAGGACCCGUCCACAGACCGAGUAUCGGAGACUCUGACGACGGUAUUUUCGACAGAGGGGCCGGGGAUCUGGCAGCAGCCGGUGACGAAGAUCGUUCCUGAUAACGUACUCGACAUCCAACGAGCCAUCUGUGACUGGACUGACGGACCCAAUUGGGUCAAUCUGAUUAUAGUCAGUGGUGGUACAGGAUUUGCUGUCAAGGAUAAUACCCCCGAGGCGGUAUCACCCCUAAUCCAUCGCCAUGCUCCCGGCCUAGUACAUGGCAUGCUGGCUGCCUCGUUGAAGGUGACGCCCUUUGCAAUGAUGUCUCGGCCAGUGGGAGGAGUCCGCGAUAAGACGCUCAUCCUCACUCUCCCCGGCUCCCCGAAAGGUGCCAAGGAGAACCUCGAGGCGGUCAUCAAGCUCCUCCCGCACGCCUGUACCCAGGCCGCCGGUGCGAACUCCAGAGCGCUGCAUGCCGGCGGCAUGAAGAAGCUCGAGGCCGACGCGGGUGUCUCCUCUACCACCCCCCGACAAGCGGAGCAUUCGCACCACCACCACCAUCACGAUCACCACCACCACGGCCAUGGACAUGUCGUACCAAGAGCACACACCACUCCGUCUGAAAGACCCCAGUCCAACGACCCCAACGCAGGACCCAACCGACGAUACCGUUCCUCCCCUUACCCCAUGCUCUCCGUCGACGAGGCCCUCCAACAAAUCAGCCAGCAUACCCCCGACCCCGUCAUCAUCGAAGUGCCCGUGACAACCUCCCUGGUCGGCUCCGUCCUCGCCGAGGAUGUCUACGCGGCGGAAGCCGUGCCCGCGUACCGCGCCAGCAUCGUGGACGGAUACGCAGUGAUUGCCCCUGAAACCCCCGACUCCGGGCCCAGCACCAAAGGCGUCUUCCCCGUGGCGUCCAUCACGCACGCCAACCCCGGCGGGACACUCGCGCCCCUGGAGCCCGGAACAAUCGCCCGCAUCACCACCGGUGCGCCGCUCCCACCCAACGCCAACGCCGUCGUCAUGGUCGAAGACACGGUCCUGGCCACCGCCACGCCAGACGGCAACGAAGAGGCCACCGUCGAGAUCCUGACCGGCGACAUCAAGCCCAACGAGAACGUACGCGAACCCGGCAGCGACGUCGCGCUGGGGUCUUGCAUCCUCCGCAAGGGCGACCUGAUCACCCCCGUCGGCGGCGAGAUCGGCCUCCUCGCAGCGACGGGCACCAAAACCGUCAAAGUAUACCGUAAGCCGUGCGUCGGCGUGCUGAGCACGGGCGAUGAGCUCGUCGAGCACGACGACCCCGCCGCGCUGUACGGCGGCCAGAUCCGCGACUCCAACCGGCCGUCGCUGCUCUCCUGUCUCGCUGCGUGGGGGUUCCCGACCGUCGACCUGGGGAUUGCGCGCGACACGCCCGUUGGCGAGCUCGAGCGGAGUCUCCGCGACGCCCUCCGCGGCGUGGGCAAGGCCUCCACCAGCGUCGACGUGAUCGUCACGACGGGCGGCGUGUCCAUGGGUGAACUGGACCUGCUCAAGCCGACCAUCGAGCGCAGCCUCGGCGGCACGAUCCAUUUCGGCCGCGUGUCCAUGAAGCCGGGGAAACCGACCACCUUCGCCACCGUCCCGUUCAAACCAUCCGCGACGGACGGGGCGCAGCAGGAGCGCGAGACGAAACUCAUCUUCUCGCUGCCGGGAAACCCUGCCUCGGCGCUGGUCACCCUCAACCUCUUCGUGUUGCCAUCGCUGCACAAACUGAUGGGCAUGGGCGAGAGACAGAUUGGGGCGACGGCUGUGCCUGUGCCUAUGGGCCUGCCUCUUGUGUUUGUGUGUCUGGCGCAUGCGUUCCCGCGCGAUGCAAAACGCACCGAGUAUCACCGUGCGGUGGUCACGGCGAGUCGGUCCGACGGGCGGCUGUAUGCGUCGAGUACGGGCUUGGAAGGAGUUGGACAGCGCAGCUCGCGCGUCGGCAGUCUUGCGAGCGCGAAUGCGCUGCUGGUCAUUUCACCUGGGACGGGGAAGAUGGAAAAGGGGGUGCUGGUGGAGGCCUUGAUGAUGGGGCCUGUUGUGCCUGGAGUGUAG
Messenger RNA from Aspergillus terreus NIH2624, 2115 nucleotides. RefSeq names its product bifunctional molybdopterin adenylyltransferase MobB/molybdopterin molybdotransferase MoeA family protein. Gene Ontology annotation, biological process: molybdenum incorporation into molybdenum-molybdopterin complex; Mo-molybdopterin cofactor biosynthetic process. Gene Ontology annotation, cellular component: cytosol; cytoplasm. The transcript is spliced from 4 exons. The record is from RefSeq and is a predicted model, not a curated record. Lineage: Eukaryota; Fungi; Ascomycota; Eurotiomycetes; Eurotiales; Aspergillaceae. Gene Ontology annotation, molecular function: molybdopterin molybdotransferase activity. The coding region runs from base 1 to 2115 and encodes 704 amino acids.